Molecule: messenger RNA, 2228 nt
Organism: Ornithodoros turicata
Lineage: Eukaryota; Metazoa; Arthropoda; Arachnida; Ixodida; Argasidae
Product: ribitol-5-phosphate xylosyltransferase 1-like
Exons: 7
Coding region: 596-1816 (406 amino acids)
Biological process (GO): protein O-linked glycosylation via mannose
Cellular component (GO): Golgi apparatus
Molecular function (GO): ribitol beta-1,4-xylosyltransferase activity
Source: RefSeq, a predicted model, not a curated record
CUGUGUUAACUCAUUCAGGACGACGCAGUUUUCAAGGCUUUAAUAUUCGAAUGACUGACAGCGCUCAAUAUACUGGCGAUUCGCGCACAGGAGCCCGAAUUGCCAGUGUUAUUCUCGCUGAUGAGUUGCUCAAGGAUACUUACUUGGAAGUAACCACAGGCGUUGGGUUCCACGUUAUAUUACAGCAAUCACAUAACAUCCACGGGAAAAACGACGCUGAGAAACCUCCUCUUGCAGUGUCACAUCGAUAGUAAACAGUUGCUAAGAGUAAGAGUAACACAGAAGAGCAGAACUUCCAACUCAGAGCAUCCUAUGGUUAUAGUUGAAAAAGGAACAAACCAGUUCUAAAGGGUCAUUCUCCGGACUGAAAUUCUAGGUGACAUCCUUGUCCCUGUAUUUGCAGAAAAUGUGAAAACUGCAGUCCUCAUACAGACACAUUCAAAUCUUCGUACUACACAAAUGGCGGCCAUUCAGUGUUUGACAACGCGGGGGUUUCUUAUCUGCUGGCAGGGGUUCUAGCGCCUUAUACCUUGAUCAGUCGUUAUCCUUACAUCAACAUCUGUUUUGUUAUUUUUAUUUGUCGUUAUUGACUGGCAUGUUGACUGGGCUGUGUUGUGUAACCAUCAAGUAUCGCUUGUUCGUGUACUCGUUAUACCACAGAAGCACGAACAAAGUAGAGAAUCUACGCGCUGAAGACGAGUGGAAUCCAUGGGGCGAAGAACUACACCGAUCGGCCGCAUUAAGAAGCGCGGCAAAGUACCAGAGGAACACGUCAGUUGUAGACAGUUCGCGUACUGUGGAAAUAUGGGGCAAAGCAGCGAUAGGCCUUUAUACCUGGCAGCACAUAUUCAACGGGCAGCUUUUGCCAAAAGCAGGAGGUGCGUGGAGUUAUGGGUAUCAAAGAGUUGGCGACAUCAAGUUCAAGUUUCGAACGGGUCCAGGCAUCGCCCCGUCCACAGUCCCUUCAGAUGUGACACAUGUGCUCUUAGUCCUCAACGGACGCACACCAGAGAAGAUCAAGGCAGCUAAAGUCUGGCUGAAUUCUCUUCCUUCUUUCUCAAAACUGCAAAAAGCAGCUGCAAUUGUUCUGGGAGACGAAGACUGCAGUGGAAACAUGUGGCUGCUGCCCUAUGUCGCAUCACGUGGUGGAUUGCUCUCGGCGGUGUUUCUCGUUUAUGAUACUGCCUUAGUGGACGGGAAAGAGUUCUUCCAGUGGCCACUAGGUGUUGCCACGUAUCGCGGUUUCCCAAAGGCAAGUGCGAGCACCGUGGAUAUUACUUCCAAGCGGCCGUACUUGUGCAAUUUCCUGGGUACUGUAUACAAGGGAUCAUCGAGGGAGGAACUCGUGAGCGUACUUCGUUCAGACAACAUUGGCAAGCAGUGUUUUGUCAAACACAGGAAUGAGUGGCAGCCACUCGAAACGAGGGAAUCCCUGGAAAUGUACACGCUCGCCUUGGAACACAGCGACCUCACGUUAAACCCCGUGGGAAAAAACCCGGAGUGCUAUCGCAUCUACGAAGCUGCCUCCUACGGUUCUGUCCCGGUGGUUGAAGACAGACUCGUCUCGUCCCAGUGUGCAACGGCGGAGGAUGGCGGACCGUUGAGGCUUCUCAAGAAGUACGGUGCUCCAUUCGUGUACGUUCGGAAUUGGACGGUGGAGCUGCCGCGUGUCCUAGAAAGGGAGAGGAGGCUAUCCGUGCAAGAGAAAGUGAAACGCCGGAGGAACUUGAUUGCCUGGUAUGAAGGCUUCAAGCGAAGCAUGAAAGAAGAACUAGUUAAAGUGAUACAGUGGAAGUUUUUUGACAAAGCUUUGUGAUAACAGAGCUUACAUCAAGGUGGCUGCAUAUUGACAGUGGUGCACAAUCAAAACUUUCUUAUUCGAAUUGCUCAAAGCAGGGAUUAUCAUUUUUAGACCAAGCGUGGUCUUUCCUUUUAUCGUGUGUGUAUUCUGGUGAAACAGUGAGCGAAGGCACACACCAGCAACCACAGAAGAGAAGCUGAUGCUCGGAAGUAGCAAAGUCGUGUUAUUGAAAACACAUGCAUGCAUUUGUUUUUAUAUGAACAUGUGCUUUCUCUGAUGUGGUGGUACUAUUUUUCCAAGAGCAAUAUCUCAUACAAAAAGGUCAAAACACGAACAGCAGAGAUGGCCUGAGAAGACUUAAGAAUGAAAAGAAUGGCAUGAUGCAAAGUGUCUGUCAGAAAGAGUAAGAACAGCAUUUCUUUCUUUU